AUGGUGAGUGUAUUACCUAAAAAUUUGCAAUCGUUGUUUAUCCCCAAUGAGCCCAUCGCGACUUUUCCUCCACAAGAAAAAAAGUUUUACCCGCACUACAGUGGAAUUUCUGAUAUCUUCAAUUUAAUUAAAGAGUCGCCUCCAGACGAGGCUACUUCAGUACUUGAAGACCCCAAAAAACCCUUCACCCCAAUUUGGACAAAAUCUGGUCUUAAGGCUCUUAAGGAAUACAAAAAGCGAGACAGUAUUAAGGCGCUCCAAGACGCCAUGAAAGCAGAAUGGAACCCGACACAGCGUACCGGUGUUACGGACAAUCCGAAUCGGACCGUUUUUGUGAGAGGAGUUCCAAAAGACGUUGAAGAGGGGGAACUUAAAAACAUUUUUUGGGAGUUUGGAGAUGUCAAAAACGUGAUUUUUGUGAAAAACAAAAAAGGGAAACGAGUCAAUUAUUGUUUUGUUGAGUUUGUCCAUCACUCAGAUGCGGAACGAGCAGCAAGGAGAGGGGACUUAAUGAGAAUUGGAGAAAAAAGAGUGAACGUUGAGAUGGAACGAGGAAGAGUUGACGACAAAUUUUUGCCGACGAAGAUUGGAGGAGUGAGAAGGAAGGCAGAACGAGAGAGAAGAAGAUCAAGAAGCCGAGAAAGAGAUUUUGGAAGGAAUCGAAGCGAGAAGUACGAAAGGAAAACGUCAACUAUUCGCGAUGCGAGAGGAGAUGGUGGCAGAAUGGCGAAAGAUAUGAGUGACAGAUUUGAAGGGAAGAGCAUUGUUCGAAGCGAAAGAAGUGAACGUAAAAACACUCGAGACAUGGAUAGAAGAGAUGAUAGACCAUCUCAACCAUCAAGAAGAGACGAUCGAAGGGAUGACAGAGACAGGUAUGAUGACCGAAGACGAUAUGAUGACAGACUGUUAGAUGAUUCAAGAAGGGAUGAUCGAAGACGUUACGACGACAGAUGGGUUGGUGAUCGAAGAGAUGACCUUAGAAGAGAUGAUAGAGCGUAUCAACCAUUAAGAAGAGACGACCGUAGAGACGACAGAGAUAGGUAUGAUGACCGAAGACGAUAUGAUGACAGACAGUUCGAUGAUUCAAGAAGGGAUGAUCGGGACAGAAGAAGAGACGAAGAAAGAAGACCUAUGAACUAUCGAGACUUCUUGAAUUCCAAAAUUUGA
Messenger RNA from Entamoeba invadens IP1, 1167 nucleotides. Its product is annotated as U1 small nuclear ribonucleoprotein 70 kDa, putative. Gene Ontology annotation, molecular function: U1 snRNA binding; mRNA binding. The transcript is spliced from 2 exons. NCBI's taxonomy places the organism in Eukaryota, Evosea, Mastigamoebida, Endamoebidae. Gene Ontology annotation, cellular component: U2-type prespliceosome; U1 snRNP; precatalytic spliceosome. Bases 1 to 1167 code for a protein of 388 amino acids. Gene Ontology annotation, biological process: mRNA splicing, via spliceosome. The record is from RefSeq and is a predicted model, not a curated record.